Harmonia axyridis is the source of this 1171-nucleotide messenger RNA. RefSeq lists its product as uncharacterized. The coding region runs from base 62 to 832 and encodes 256 amino acids. The record is from RefSeq and is a predicted model, not a curated record. The transcript has 2 exons. NCBI's taxonomy places the organism in Eukaryota, Metazoa, Arthropoda, Insecta, Coleoptera, Coccinellidae.
GAUAAAACCACUGAUCUGACAUUGAUUUUAUUCAGUUUCAGUCCACAUCCGAAGCUCGAAGAUGUUUUCGUUCAAAAUUGUCUUAUUUUUUAUAAUUUAUGUUUAUAUCGGUGAAGUGACUUCGAGAAGUGUGUAUAACAACGAAAAUAGGGAAAAUGUUGAUAUAAAGGAUGUGCACACCAUAAGAAGAAGAGCUGCAUUCGUCAAACAAAUAAUUGGUCAUAUCGCAGGACAUUUUGGACUCCACCAUCCUAGACAUCCAGAUUGCGAAGACAAGCACUUUCAUCAUUUUCAUGGAUCGACCCUGGAUCAUCUACAUAAUUCACAUUUCGGACAUAAAUUUUUAAAUCACGGAGACGAAAACCCAUCUUACGGGUAUAACCAGAACUUUCCUGAAGAAAAGAAACAUGGAUUCGACUUGCAACCAUCUACGCCACAUGUAGGUCCUGAUAUUCAUCAUACCAAUUUCCAUAACACCGGCAAUCCAGACUUUCAUGGAUUCAACAAAGAUAGACCCGAUCAUAAACAAGAAACCCCUGAAGAAAAAAAAGUUGAAAAGGGUAAGCCUGCAAUAUAUCCACCUUUUCAUGAGCAUGAUGGUGAUGACAACGACCCUGUCAGUGAUUUCGAUUGGAAUAAUGAUGAAAAACCUGUAGUUGGUGAAAAAGGAACAGUUGAUCGGAAAAACAAUUUGCCGGGAAAACAAGAAAAUGUCGGGAAUGGAGAAGACGAUCAUCACGUUUGGAUGGAUCCAGAAGAGGAGGACCAAAAUAACGAAGGUGGUGUGAUACCUUCAACAUCACAAAUAGAUAUAAGGUUUCGAAAACAUUGACUUGUUUAAUAGAAGCAGAACUUGAUAUUAGGCUAAACUAAACCUCUAUUCGAAGAAACCGAUGUUAUUAUAAAAUAUUACAACAGGGAAACAAAGUGAAAAAUCCAUCAGGUCUUUGAUUUAAUGACAACAAAAGGCUGUUUUGAAGGGUAACUGGGUAGAAUGCCAUAUUCCUCUGCAGAAGUUGGUUGUCUUAUCAUAGGAUGUGAUGUUUUCUCUUUCUGUAUAAGUGAUUCUUAUAAUAUUUGUAAAUAAAUUAUUUAUUAAUAAUUUAAUAAUGUAAUUUAAAAUUGAAAAGAAUAUGACCUGACUCGAAAAUAAAAACUUGAAACUAUUGAA